AUGGUGUCCGAUAAACCUGACUCUCAAGAUGCCAUCACGGCCAUCAACAGCCCCAAACCCGCCAACGACAACACCACUGACGGUCAUGCUACUAGGACGAAGGGUGCCAACGAAAUAAUUCGUGAAAAAGCAGCCCAGUUCCUGGCCAACACAGACCAAGACCGCUCAUUUACUCUGGAAGAAGAGAAAGCAGUUCUCAGACGAAUCGACCGCCGCCUUCUCCCUCUGCUCCUCGGAGCAUACUUCUUCCAGCAGCUGGACAAGUCUUCUUUGUCGUAUGUAUCCAUAUUUGGAAUCGUCGAAGAUGCAAACCUCCAUGGUCAGCAGUACUCCUGGCUAGGAUCGAUCCUCUACCUGGCUCAGCUAGUGAUGCAGCCUGUCGCAGCAUUCCUUCUAGUCAAGGCACCCACGGGAAAACUCAUUGGAAGUGCCGUUCUUCUCUGGGGGAGUUCGCUCGCGAUCAUGGCAGCCUGCACGGAUUUCCCAAGCUUGUUGGGGCUGCGAUUCACAUUAGGGGCCUUCGAGGCCAUGAUCGGUUGGCAGUCUAUUCACGUACGGACUCGGCCAUUUCCACAGCAACACGCUAUCAUCUUCAUGUUUUGUGGGCUUCUCACCGUCGCAUUCUCCUUUGCAGUCCUCUUCCUCAUGCCCGAUUCACCCAUGGAAGCGAAAUAUCUCAACGACCGCGAAAAGGUCAUCGCGGUCGAGCGACUGCGCGCCAAUCAGAUGGGCAUCAUCUCCCGCGAGUGGCGUUGGGAUCAUGUCUGGGAGACGCUGUACGAUCUCAAGACCUGGUGCUGGUUUUCCCUGAUCGUGACUAUCUCGAUCCCCAGCGGCGGUAUCAGCACCUUUGGUAACCUCAUCAUCAAGUCAUUCGGUUAUAACAGCUUCGAGACCAUCCUUUUCAAUAUCCCCUUCGGCGUGAUUCAAAUCAUCGCCAUCAUCGGCGGAGGCUGGUUGGCCACUCGGUUCCAGCGGAAGGGGCUGGUCAUCGUUGGAUUUGCGAUAGUUGCUGCGAUUGGGACAUUGUUGAUGAUUGUGGUGCCUCGCGACCAAAAGGGUGUCCUGUUGUUUGGUUUUUAUCUGGUUUGUGUGCCCUACAAUCCCGGUCAUCGGCCCUCAACUGUAUUCCACGGACCAGGCACCGCUCUACCGACCUGGUCUGAUCUCAAACUUGAUUUUGUUUGUGUUGGUGGGUGUGUUCGCAAUGUAAGUGUCCAUAUCUUGCCUGACUUUCUGGAUUGGCAUACUUACGACUCAACCGACAGCAUCACCAAUCUGUAUCUUGUGUACCUGAAUAAGAAACAUGCUAAAAAGAGACGAGAGAUGGGCAAGUCGGCUCAGAUCGUUGACGAGUCCAUGUUGGCGAAGAAAGACCUAGGUAGCAAGGCGAUGGAGCUGGAGAAUGUUGAAAGUGCACCUGAUGACGAUCAGCUCAGUGACAAAGGCUUCGCGGAUACGACGGACCUGAAGAAUGAGGAUUUCAUCUUUGUUUAUUGA
Messenger RNA from Aspergillus terreus NIH2624, 1500 nucleotides. Its product is annotated as putative MFS transporter. Gene Ontology annotation, biological process: transmembrane transport. The coding region runs from base 1 to 1500 and encodes 499 amino acids. The record is from RefSeq and is a predicted model, not a curated record. The transcript is spliced from 5 exons. NCBI's taxonomy places the organism in Eukaryota, Fungi, Ascomycota, Eurotiomycetes, Eurotiales, Aspergillaceae. Gene Ontology annotation, cellular component: membrane. Gene Ontology annotation, molecular function: transmembrane transporter activity.